Neoarius graeffei (lesser salmon catfish) is the source of this 510-nucleotide messenger RNA. RefSeq names its product V-type proton ATPase subunit F-like. Lineage: Eukaryota; Metazoa; Chordata; Actinopteri; Siluriformes; Ariidae. The record is from RefSeq and is a predicted model, not a curated record. Gene Ontology annotation, molecular function: proton-transporting ATPase activity, rotational mechanism. The coding region runs from base 93 to 422 and encodes 109 amino acids. The transcript has 2 exons. Gene Ontology annotation, biological process: proton transmembrane transport. Gene Ontology annotation, cellular component: membrane; proton-transporting V-type ATPase, V1 domain.
GCGAGCGCCUCUGGUUUCCUGAGAGCUGUCUCACUCUGAUCUAACGCACUACUGUGUUCACUGUGUUCGGCCAAGGCAAACUGAUUGCAGUGAUGGGGGAUGAAGACACCUGCACCGGGUUCCUGCUGGUAGGAGUUGGAGAGCUCAACCAACACCGCACACCCAAUUUCCUGGUGGUGGAAAAGGACACCAGCGUCAUAGAGAUAGAGCAGAUGUUUAAGAAUCUCCUGACUCGCAGUGAUAUCGGGAUCAUCCUCAUCAACCAGUUCAUCGCUGAGAUGAUCCGACAUGUGAUUGAUGCCCACACGCAGUCCAUCCCCGCUGUCCUGGAGAUCCCCUCUAAAGAACACCCUUACGAUGCCUCCAGAGACUCGGUCCUGCGCAGGGCUAAAGGCAUGUUCUCCUCAGAGGACUUCAGAUAAAGAGCCAUGGACUGCUCGGGAUUCACAGGGGUUGUUUAUCUAUCACACACACUUUUACAGAAUAUACAGUGCAUUGAAGCCUGACUGU